GGCCCUUCUGUCGUCGGUGCGACGGGAGGCUCCGCCCGGCCGAGGGCUUCUUUGCCCCGUCCCCUUCCCGCGCCGUCGUGGCGGCCACUUCCUGGCCCUCCCCACCUUUUGCGAAACCAACGAGAGGACACCGCCUGCAUCUAGAGCAGCCCGACCAGGAACGUAACCGAGUGGCGCGCGAACGUGAGAGGAAACCUGUGCGCGGCUGCGCUUUCCCGCCCCUGAGCCGUUCUAGACGCGGGAAAAAUGCUUUCUGAAAGCAGUUCAUUUUUGAAGGGUGUAAUGCUUGGAAGCAUUUUCUGUGCCUUGAUCACUAUGCUAGGACACGUUAGGAUUGGUCAUGGAAAUAGAAUGCACCAUCAUGAGCAUCAUCAUCUCCAAGCGCCUAAUAAAGAAGACAUCUUGAAAAUUUCAGAGGAUGAACGCAUGGAACUCAGUAAGAGCUUUCGGGUAUACUGUAUCCUCCUUGUCAAACCCAAAGAUGUGAGCCUCUGGGCUGCAGUGAAAGAAACUUGGACCAAUCACUGUGACAAAGUAGACUUCUUCAGUUCUGAAAAUGUUAAAGUGUUUGAGUCAGUUAACAUGGAAACAAAUGACAUGUGGUUAAUGAUGAGAAAAGCUUACAAAUACGCCUUUGAUAAAUAUAGAGACCAAUACAACUGGUUCUUCCUUGCACGCCCCACGACGUUUGCUAUUAUUGAAAACUUAAAGUACUUUUUGUUAAAAAAGGAUCCAUCACAACCUUUCUAUCUAGGUCACACUGUAAAAUCUGGAGACCUGGAGUAUGUGAGCAUGGAAGGAGGAAUUGUCUUAAGUAUAGAAUCAAUGAAGAGACUUCACAGCCUUCUCAGUAUUCCUGAGAAGUGUCCUGAACAGGGAGGGAUGAUUUGGAAGAUAUCUGAAGAUAAGCAGCUUGCCGUCUGCCUGAAAUAUGCCGGAGUGUUUGCAGAAAAUGCAGAAGAUUCUGAAGGAAAAGAUAUAUUUAACACCAAAUCUGUUGGGCUUUUUAUUAAAGAGGCAAUGACUAAUCACCCAAACCAGGUAGUAGAAGGAUGUUGUUCAGAUAUGGCUGUUACUUUUAAUGGACUGACACCUAAUCAGAUGCAUGUAAUGAUGUAUGGGGUAUACCGUCUUAGGGCAUUUGGGCAUGUUUUCAAUGAUGCAUUAGUUUUCCUACCUCCAAAUGGUUCUGACAAUGACUGAGAAGUGAAACGAGAGUAUGUAUAUGAUUGCCGUACAAGACGUGUGUUGUUAUUUGUAGUAACAACUGCAUAUAUAUCCAACACAGCAGUAUGUUUCUUUUUUUGUUUUCUUUUUCAAUUUGGUGGCACUGAUUUAUUCCCACAUUGAAGUUUAAUGGUACAUUUUAAAAUAGGGUGGAAUUUUUUUCUUAAAAAAUGUGAUAAUUUCAACUGUGUUGGAAAGAAGUGUCUUAAGAAUAAUAAUUUUACAAAUAAAGGAUAUAUUUAUAAGUAAUAUAUGUGAUAAAUCCUAAAUUAUGAACAUUAAAAUCUGUGUGGCACAUAUUUUUGCUGAUUGGUUACAAAUUUAACGUGUCUUUUUAGCUUGCUUUUUAGCUUGUCUUUUUAGCUUGCAAAUGAAAUCUCUAGUUUCGAAUCUGUGAUUAAAGUAAAACUUUUAGCUAUGUGUUUCUGUUACUUCUAAUAUUGGUUUAUGUUCUAAGCCCUCAUAAGUGCCAGUGGAUUUGCUUUCUCAAAAUACACAACCAAGGAACCAAGAGAAUGUUCUCAACCCCUGAUACAGUGAAAGUUGAAUGUCUCUGAAAGUGAAGAUUACUUACAAAGGUUAAUAAUUUUCCUGGGAGCUAGUUUAGUGGCAUUCCUCAGCAUGUACAAUUUCUCUAUGCAUAUACUGAAAUUGGAAUGGUGAUCAUAAGGAAUGUAAUGUCAUUUAACUGCACUGUUUCCCAGUUAAUCAAGCUGUUAGCUAUGGCUUGAAUAAAAAUAUACCAGUUGAGAUUGAUUUACUCCUGCAGAGCAAGUGAGUUCUGUGGAAAUCUCCUUUGUUGUUGUUUAAUCGCUAAAUUGUGACCAAUUGUUCUGAGACCUCAUGGACUGUAGCCUACUAAGCUCCUCUAUCCGUGGGAGUUCCCAGGCAAGAAUACUGGAAUGGGUUGCCAUUUUCUUCUCCAGGGGAUCUUCCAACCCAGGGAUCAAACCCAAGUUUCCUGCAUUACAGGCGGAUUCUUUACUGCUGAACCACCAGGGAAGCCCCUUUGUGCUUAGUCUCACAGUCUUGCCCAACUCUUUGCGACCCCAUGGACUGUAGCCCGCCAGGCUCCUCUGUCCAUGGAAUUCUCCAGGCAAGAAUACUGGAGUGGGUUGCCACGCCCUUCUCCAGGGAAGCCCCUUUAAAUCUCCUUUAAAGAACUCCUUUUGGUAGUCUGGCAGUUUCAUUUACCUGGGUUGAAUCUGCCGUGGUUUUUGUUUACCUGUUCAAAUUUUGAGAUUUUUUUUUUGCAUGUUCUUGAUUGUACCAUAUGUUGAUUGCACCUAUUUGGUGUGGAGGCCUUAACCUCACCAUUCACCUCGGAUUACUAUGCCAUUUGCCUGAUUUCAGUGGCUAUAUAGAAGCUUUAAGGAUGGUGGAUACAAUAACUUCUGUCUUCAUAAAUUUGUGAAAUACUUGGAGCUGACUUGCCCUCUAAUUGGGCCUGCACAUGCCAUAUUAAGUCAGAGCCAUAAGCCCCCACAGAGUGAGAGACCAUGACAUUUUAGAGGUCAAUUUUUCUUAUAACUGGCCUCAUGAUGUUAAUAGUCUCCCACAGCUUUUGUAAGCCAGAAAGAGAAUUUCCUUAAGAGGGCCUUGGGCUACAAAUUAUCAAUCAUCAGAGUAGUGUGUAAAACCCUUUGUUUUAAUUUGUACGAUUUUCCUCAUUGGGGCUCUUGGUUAAGAUGAAAGGUUAUUUUGAAAAAUAAUAAAAACCCUUUUAUCAAGCACCCUAAUAUGUGGUCUUAGAUGUAAUUACUACAAACCAAAUCAUAUUCAGUGAGUAUAAUAAUGCACAGUAUUUCACUGAGUGUGACACUCAGUUUACAAGUAUCACCUUGCCCCCAACACCAAUAUAUUAAAAUUUUUUCUAGUGUAUUAUCACCUUCAAUUACAUUAGGGUAUCAAAAUAUAGUUGAAAUAAAUAUAUUAGAGAAUGUAUUCUAUUGUUUGAUUUCCUAGUGGGUACUAAGGUAACAAUUGCUUUUUAAACCAAAUUGAUGCUCUUGAUUGUAUUUUUAUACGAGUAUUCCUUUAUAAAAGGGACUUCCCUGGUAGCUCAGCUGGUAGAGAAUCCACCUGCAAUGCAGGAGACCCCGGUUCAAUUCCUAGGUUGGGAAGAUCUGCUGAAGAAGGGAUAGGCUACCCACUCCAGGAUGCUUGGGCUUCCCUAGUGGCUCAGCUGAUAAAGAAUCCACCUGCAAUGCAGGAGACCCAGGUUCGAUCCCUGGGUUGGGAAGAUCCCCUGGAGAAGGGAACAGCUACCCACUCCAGUAUUCUGGCCUGGAGAAUUCCUUAUAAAAUAUUAGUUGUCUUAAAUAAUACACUGUCUCUUUGAACAUAUUUGUACCUAGUCUUAUAGAUAAAACUGGAGUCAGUAACACAGAAAAUUGUGCUACAGAGGUCAUGGUUACAGAUUUGAUCAUCAUGCAUUCAGUAGUCAAAAACUGUAACCCUAACUACAAUCUUAUUGGGAAGAGAGUUGGGAAGAAUGGAGGUCUAAUGAGAAUUGAUCAUGAUUGUGAAUAUAUUUUAUAUAUGGCUGGCUAAUGCCUACUUAAUUGGACAACACAGGUCUAAACCAGUUCCCCAAGUGUGAGACCCACUGGCUGAAUGUAAAUGAGAGAAAACUAA
This is a messenger RNA of Dama dama (fallow deer), 3864 nucleotides long. RefSeq names its product C1GALT1 specific chaperone 1 (gene C1GALT1C1). Bases 247 to 1203 code for a protein of 318 amino acids. Gene Ontology annotation, molecular function: N-acetylgalactosaminide beta-1,3-galactosyltransferase activity. The transcript is spliced from 2 exons. Lineage: Eukaryota; Metazoa; Chordata; Mammalia; Artiodactyla; Cervidae. The record is from RefSeq and is a predicted model, not a curated record.